Penicillium vulpinum is the source of this 1164-nucleotide messenger RNA. RefSeq lists its product as uncharacterized. NCBI's taxonomy places the organism in Eukaryota, Fungi, Ascomycota, Eurotiomycetes, Eurotiales, Aspergillaceae. The transcript is spliced from 4 exons. Bases 1 to 1164 code for a protein of 387 amino acids. The record is from RefSeq and is a predicted model, not a curated record.
AUGUCUGACAAGCCAAUCUUUGUGGCUACCCAUCCGCGAGCAUGCUCAACAGCCUUUGAGCGAGUCUUCAUGACACAGCGAGAUACUAUUCAAUGUGUCCAUGAGCCGUUUGGCGAUGCAUUCUACUACGGCCCAGAGCGCCUCUCCAGCCGAUUCGCAGGCGAUGAAAAUUUACAAGCACGCCUGGAUAGCGGAUUCGCCAAUUCGACAUAUAGUACUGUGAUGGAUAGGCUCGAGCGAGAAAAUACUCAGGGAAAGAGAAUGUUCAUCAAAGACAUCGAUCAUUACCUGCUUCCACCGAAUGGCCAGCCCGCCAGCGUCGCCCCCUCUCUACUGCGGUAUAAGCGCGGUGUCGGGACCAACGACGACUUGCACGUGGCUAAUGGUGUGAACGGGGUCUCGAACGGUACCAACGGCACGGCGAACGGUGUGAAUGGUCAUCAUGAGAUGAACGGCCAUGUUAACGGCACGACCAACGGUCACACCAACGGAGCUUCCAAGGAACCCUACCCGUACAACACGCCGGCAGAGCCAGGCAACCCAACUGUGAUGCCACGCGAACUUCAAGAGAAAUUCCACUGGGCAUUUCUAAUCCGCGACCCGCACUAUAGCGUGCCGUCGUACCUGCGAUGCACAAUCCCACCUCUGGACGAGGUAACCGGGUUCCACAACUACGACCCGCUGGAGGCCGGAUAUGACGAGCUGCGCCGACACUUCGAUUACCUUCUCGAGAGUGGAUUGAUCGGGCCCCAAGUUGCAACACGCGCGGAUCUGGACGCCCAGGCUGAGCCCCAGGCAACGAGUGGCGUUGAGAUUUGUGUCAUCGACGCGGAUGAUAUGCUCGACGAGCCGGCGAAGACCAUUGAGGCUUUCUGUAGCAGUGUUGGUUUGCCGUAUAACCCGGAGAUGUUGACGUGGGAUACGGAGGUGGACCAUGCUGCUGCUCGUAAUGCGUUUGAAAAGUGGCGUGGGUUCCACAAUGAUGCUAUUGAGUCGAAGGCUCUGGUUCAGAGAACUCAUAAACGUGCUGUCAAGACUGAGGAGCAGUUUGACGCCGAGUGGCAGAAGAAGUAUGGUGAGAAGCAGGCUGCUCUCAUCCGUCGGACCGUCGAUGCCAACAUGGCCGACUACCUGUACCUCAAGGCAUUCGCCGUGAAGGUUUAG